GAAGAUGAUGAUGGACAGGCAAAGGCUGAUCUGACCAUACACCCCAAAUCCUCACAGAUAUUCAGUGGAGAGUCUGUUACUCUCAGAUGUAACAUAAAGAGAGGAGAAGUCACUGACUGGAAAUACACAUGGCGCAAGGAUGUUGUAGAUUUCCUCAGUAAGAAGCAUGAAUAUGAGAUCAGUGAGGUUAAGAUGUCAGACAGUGGUGACUACAGGUGUUUCGGUACACAUAUUGAUCAGAAGAAGCAUUCUGAGUGGAGUGAUGAAGUCAGACUGACGGUGAAAGCUCUGCCUACAGCCUCAGUGAAGAUACUCACUACCCAGGAACCACUGUACUCCGGAGACACAGUCAAGCUGCAGUGUGACAUAUCAGACUACACAGACUGGACGUACCACUGGUUAAUAAAUAAAGAACGGCUUUCCAGUCACACCAGUAAAACCACCACCAUCUUUCUCUCUGACCAGGCUGGUCAGUACCAGUGUGAGGGGACAAGGACAAGACGGCCCCAGAAGUCAUAUCUCAGCUCAUCUCGCCACAUCAGCGUCACUGCUCUGCCUGAAACUACACUGACCGUAAAUCCAAACCCUGCAUACACUGGAGAGAUAGUAACUCUGACGUGUUCAGUGGGGUCUGACAGUGACUGGAGCUAUACAUGGUACAAAGACAAAACUAAGAAAGUAGUGCCCCAGUCUGACAGACACACUACAACAGGAGCCACCUUCACCAUCAGUAGAGCUGCUGAGUCUGACCAGGGCCUCUACUGGUGUCAGGGAGAGAUCCAGUCCAGAUCCAUAUCAUCAAUCAUCAGUGAUCCUGUCACUAUCACUGUGAAAGCCCUGCCCAAAGCUACACUGACCAUAAAUCCAAACCCUGUGUACACUGGAGAGACAGUAACUCUGACGUGUUCAGUGAGGUAUGACAAUGCCUGGAGCUAUACAUGGUACAAAGACAACACUAAGAAAGUAGUGCGCCAGUCUGACAGACACACUACAACAGGAGCCACUUUCACCAUCAGUAGAGCUGCUGUGUCUGACCAGGGCCUCUACUGGUGUCAGGGAGAGAUCCAGUCCAGAUCCAUAUCAUCAAUCAUCAGUGAUCCUGUCAAUAUCACUGUGAUUGAUAGACCUGUGGCUGUUCUGACCCUCCAACCCAACUGGCCUCAGAUAUUCAGUGGAGAGACUGUCACACUCAGAUGUGACAUACAGGGAGGAAAAGGGAUUGAGUAUGCUUUUUAUAACAGUGGGAAGUUGUUCUACUGGAAAACAGAGCCUGAGUACAGAAUCAGUCCUGCAAAGAAUGGUCUAUAUACCUGUGAAGGUCUUCAGAAAAUCAAUGGCUUAAAACACUCAGAGACAAGUAAUGCUAUACAAUUGACCGUGUUAGGUAAGUCUGUUUUUAUGGGAUUGCAAGAGAAAGAGAAAGAAUAGUGAGAAAAAGACAAAAGGGAUGA
Messenger RNA from Coregonus clupeaformis (lake whitefish), 1451 nucleotides. RefSeq names its product carcinoembryonic antigen-related cell adhesion molecule 5. The transcript is spliced from 6 exons. Gene Ontology annotation, biological process: cell surface receptor signaling pathway. Gene Ontology annotation, molecular function: transmembrane signaling receptor activity. Bases 193 to 1428 code for a protein of 411 amino acids. NCBI's taxonomy places the organism in Eukaryota, Metazoa, Chordata, Actinopteri, Salmoniformes, Salmonidae. The record is from RefSeq and is a predicted model, not a curated record.